Messenger RNA from Monoraphidium neglectum, 246 nucleotides. RefSeq names its product DNA-directed RNA polymerase I subunit A12. Gene Ontology annotation, biological process: termination of RNA polymerase I transcription; DNA-templated transcription. Lineage: Eukaryota; Viridiplantae; Chlorophyta; Chlorophyceae; Sphaeropleales; Selenastraceae. Bases 1 to 246 code for a protein of 81 amino acids. Gene Ontology annotation, cellular component: RNA polymerase I complex. The record is from RefSeq and is a predicted model, not a curated record. Gene Ontology annotation, molecular function: zinc ion binding; DNA-directed RNA polymerase activity; nucleic acid binding. The transcript has 2 exons.
AUGCCCGCCAUAUUCGCCGCCCUCUGUCAGGAGUACCGGCGGCAGUACAACCUGGAGCCGCUGGUGAAGGACGAGGCGGAAGUGGAGGAAACGGGCCGCGUGCGCGCAACGGUGGAUGAAAAGUGCCCGCAAUGCGGACACCAAGGCAUGGAGUUUUACACCAUGCAGCUGCGGUCAGCGGAUGAGGGUCAGACUGUGUUCUAUGAGUGCCCAGACUGCAAACACAAGUACUCCACAAACACUUAA